Messenger RNA from Yamadazyma jaroonii, 1689 nucleotides. Lineage: Eukaryota; Fungi; Ascomycota; Pichiomycetes; Serinales; Debaryomycetaceae. The record is from the annotation of a GenBank genome assembly.
AUGUUUAAAUCUAUCAAUAAAGUUGGUAAUCAAUGGUUGAAGGUUAAUAGACCAAUCAGAAGUCAAUUUACCUCAAUUAGAUUAAAUUCAACUAUACCACCACCACCAAAGAAGAAGGCAGGUUUUUUCAAAACUGCCAAAAGAUUAACAUAUUUAUCUAUUUUUGGAUCAAUUGGUUAUAUUGGUUAUAAAGUUUACAUGGAAAAAAAUCCUGCUGAUCAAGUUAAACAAUCUCCAAUUUUCGAAAGUGGUCAAAGAAAGAAAACUUUAGUUAUUUUAGGUACUGGAUGGGGUUCAAUUUCAUUUUUAAAGAACUUAGAUACUUCUUUAUACAAUGUUGUUGUUGUUUCUCCAAGAAAUUAUUUCCUUUUCACUCCUUUGUUACCUUCCUGUCCUACCGGUACUGUUGAAUUAAGAUCAAUUAUUGAACCUGUCAGAUCAAUUACUAGAAGAUCAAGUGGUGAAGUUAUCUAUUUAGAAGCUGAAGCUACUGAUAUUGAUCCUGUUAACAACAAAUUAACUAUCAAACAAUCAACUACUGUUCAUUCUGGUCAUUCAGGUAAAGAUACUUCCUCAUCUAAAUCAACUAUUGCUGGUACUGAAGAAAUUACUACUUCAUUAAACUAUGAUUAUUUAUUAAUUGGUGUUGGUGCUCAACCUUCAACUUUUGGUAUUCCUGGUGUUGCUGAACAUUCAACUUUCUUGAAAGAAGUUAGUGAUUCAAUCAAAAUUAGAAAGAACUUGAUGGACAUUAUCGAAGCUGCUAACAUUUUACCAAAAGGUGAUGCUGAACGUAAGAGAUUAUUAUCAAUUGUUGUUUGUGGUGGUGGUCCAACCGGUGUUGAAGUUGCUGGUGAAUUACAAGAUUACAUUGAUCAAGAUUUAAAGAAAUGGAUGCCAGAAGUUGCUUCUGAAAUUAAAGUUACUUUAGUUGAAGCCUUACCGAAUGUUUUAAAUAUGUUCAACAAGAAAUUGGUUGAUUAUACCAAAGAAGUUUUCCAAGCUACCAACAUUGAUUUAAAAACUAACACUAUGGUGAAACAGGUUACUGACAAAAAUGUCAUUGCUCAAGUUAAAUCAGCUAAAGACGGAUCCACUGAAAUGGUUGAUAUUCCUUAUGGUAUGUUAAUUUGGGCUACUGGUAAUGCUUUAAGACCAAUCGUUCGUAACUUAACUUCUAAAAUCGAUGAACAAAAGAAUGCUAGAAGAGGUUUAUUAGUCGAUGAUAAAUUUUUAGUUGAUGGUACCUCAAACAUUUAUGCUUUAGGUGAUUGUACUUUCACUAAAUAUGCUCCAACUGCUCAAGUUGCUUUCCAAGAAGGUGUUUACUUAGGUGAAUAUUUCAAGAAAUUACAUGAAAUUGAUACCUUAAACUAUCAAUUAACUAAUUCCAAACCUUCAGAUAACAUUAAUGUUGAAAGAGUUUCAAAGAAAUUAUCCAAAUUGAAAGAAAAAUUACCAACUUUCAAAUACAACCAUCAAGGUUCUUUAGCUUAUAUUGGGUCUGAAAGAGCUGUUGCUGAAUUAGCUUGGGGUGAUUGGUCAAACAUCCAAACUGGUGGUGCUUUAACUUUCCUCUUCUGGAGAUCAGCCUAUGUCUACAUGUGUCUUUCAGUCAAGAACCAAAUUUUAGUUUGUUUAGAUUGGGCUAAAGUUUCUUUAUUCGGUAGAGAUAUUUCCAAAGAAUAA